Messenger RNA from Felis catus (domestic cat), 2789 nucleotides. It is a transcript of the gene AMIGO3, whose product is annotated as adhesion molecule with Ig like domain 3. Bases 266 to 1789 code for a protein of 507 amino acids. Gene Ontology annotation, molecular function: protein binding. NCBI's taxonomy places the organism in Eukaryota, Metazoa, Chordata, Mammalia, Carnivora, Felidae. Gene Ontology annotation, biological process: brain development. The record is from RefSeq and is a predicted model, not a curated record. The transcript has a single exon.
ACCCCCUCCAGCCUGGGGCCAAUGGGAGGCCGAGGCCCCGCCCUCCUCCAGGAGAGUAUUUAGAAGCCGAUCGGGGAAGCACCCGGAGAGCUGGGGAAGCCGGAGGAGGGAGUGCUGAGUGGAGCUCGGCCCCAAGUCCCGACCUGGACCCGGGAAGCAGGGGCGGUUGGCGUGUGGGGUGGAGCCCACAUCCAGCAGAAGUGGGUGAGUCCUGGAGCCGCGCCCCACACAGAACUGCCCCAUUCCACCCCCGGCAGUCACCACCAUGGCCUGGCUGGUGCUGCUGGGCGCACUGCUGUGCAUGCCGCGCGUCGGGGUGGGCAGUCUGGGCUCAGAGGGCUUUUUGCCCUCUGCACCCCAUAACUGCCCCUACAGAUGUGUGUGCGCCGCUGACCUGCUGAGCUGCGCGGGCCUGGGGUUGCAGGACGUGCCGGCUGCGUUGCCUGCCGCUGCUGCAGACCUCGACCUGAGCCACAACGCGCUCCAGCGCCUCCGCCCCGGCUGGCUGGCGCCACUCUCCCGGCUGCGCGCCCUGCGCCUAGGCCACAACGAACUGGACGUGCUAGGUCACGGAGUCUUCACCAACGCCAGCGGCCUGCGGCUACUCGAUUUAUCAUCUAACGCGCUGCGGGCGCUUGGCCGCCACGACCUCGAAGGGUUGGGGGCGCUCGAGAGGCUGCUUCUGUUCAAUAACCGCUUAGCGCACUUGGAUGAGCACGCCUUCCAUGGCCUGGGCGCACUCAGCCGCCUCUACCUGGGCUGCAACGAACUCUCCUCCUUCUCUUUUGACCACCUGCACGGUCUGGGCACGACCCACCUACGUACUCUGGAUCUCUCCUCCAACCGCCUGGGACGCAUCCCAGUACCUGACCUGGCUGCACUGCCAGCCUUUCUUAAGAACGGCCUUUACCUGCACAACAAUCCAUUACCCUGUGACUGCCGUCUCUACCACCUGCUGCAGCGCUGGCAUCAGCGGGGCCUAAGCGCUGUGAGUGACUUUGCCCGAGAGUACAUGUGCCUGGCCUUCAAGGUACCCACAUCCCGUGUGCGCUUCUUUGAGCACAGCCGUGUCUUUGAGAAUUGCUCAGCUUCCCUGGCUCAGGGCCUAGAGCAGCCCGAAGUGCAGCUGCACGUGCAGAUGGGUCGGUCCCUGAGGCUGCACUGCAACACCAGUGCCCCAGCCGUGCGCAUCGCCUGGGUGUCACCACAGCACGAGCUGCUGGUGGCACCAGGAUCCCGAGAUGGCAGCAUCGCAGUGCUGGCUGAUGGCAGCUUGGCCAUCAGCAAUGUGCAGCCACAGCACGAGGGGGUCUUUGUGUGCCUGGCAGCCGGGCCCCGCCUGCAUCACAACCAGACGCACGAGUACAACGUGAGCGUGCAUUUCCCACACCCUGAGCCCGAGGCUUUCAACACAGGCUUCACCACCCUGCUGGGCUGUGCUGUGGGCCUGGUGCUCGUGCUGCUCUACCUUUUUGCGCCACCCUGCCCAGGCUGCCGCCGCUGCUACCGUCGCACCUGCCACUGCCGCCGCUGGCCCCGGGCACCCAGCCCCCUCCAGGAGCUGAGCGCACAGUCCUCAGUGCUCAGCACACCACCGGAUGUGCCCAGCCGCAAGGCCAGUGUCCACAAGCAUGUGGUCUUUCUGGAGCCGGGCAGGAGGGGCCUCAAUGGGCGUGUGCAGCUGGCAGUAGCCGAGGACUUUGAUCUCUACAAUCCUGUGGGCCUGCGGCUCAAGGCUGGCUCUGAGUCUGCUAGCUCCACGGGCUCUGAGGGUCUGGUGAUGACCUAGGCUGCCCUGGGCCCAGAGCCAGGCCACUUGCCACCCGCUGCUCGCCCUGCUCCCUGCUGCCGCCCUGACAACUGCCAGAUGCUGGUGGGAGCGCUGGGUUUGGUCCUCCAGCCUCCUGCACGGCCUUGACCUCAACCACAGCAGCCCCACUCACUAAUGGAGGGGCUGGGCUCCCCACCCUCUCUCCUGCUCUGCUCUAACACAGGGCCCAAAGGCCCUAGACCCUAGCAGGACCUACUGGUGCCCACACGUCCCACGAGGACUGGAACUGGGGCCAUCUGGAAGAGCCCUUGCCUGAGAGCCCUAGGUACACCACCUCAGAGGCCAAGGCAGCUACCAAGCCGUGGUGAAGUACUGAAGCAUAACCAUCUUCCCCUUCCCAAGGGGACAGGAAGAGAGUGGGCCCACAGGGGAAGAGGAGAAGGGCUCCAAAGGAAGACCUAGGCCUCCACCCAGGGUGGAAGGAGGAAACAUGCACCAACAUCCAACCUACUUCAAGCUCCACAACUCCAUGCAGUCUGCUGGGCAGGAAGGAAGCAGGUGGGGCUCCUCAAGAGACCCCCCAGAGGGCCUGGCCUGAGCAUCAGCCAGAGUGGCCCUGCUCCCUCUGGUCAGGGGCAGCCACAGACCACUCUGAGAGCACAGCCUCUCCUGUGGGCUCACAAGACAGCAGUAAGGGGCAACAUGGCCUGUGCCCCCAGCUUUUUAGCAGUAAAAAGCCCGAGCAUGGCCAAGAUGGGAGGGCCUAGCCGGAACUUGCUGUCCCUCGAGGGUAGAAGCCUCUUAAGGUCUGGCACUGAUCUUGGUCUAAUGGCUGAGGCAGUGCCCUGGUCUCAUAUGCUCUUACCACCCACCACAGGGAGGCAGGGAAGGGGGCGGGGGGCCUGGGAACCCCUCCUGCGUGGGUGCUGAGCUGGGGGCUCCUACAAGUCCUGGAUCCAGUUGUUCGUGGAGUUCCUUAAUAAAGGUGGUACACGCUCGUCACCGGAGCCUUCGUGAA